AUGGGAAUUUGCAAGCCCAUCGUUGGAGAGUUGACGGCCGAUGAAAUGUUGACGGCCCUCCCACUUUGCACACAAGAACUGGCUUUUGCGGAAGAAAUUUACGCCCUAACGAAAGGCUUGGAGUUACCUCUGAAGUCAAAACUUCGCACGUUCAGCCCUUUUUUGGAUGAAACCGGACAGUUGCGUGUAGGAGGAAGUAUAUUGCAAGCUCCAGUAGAUUAUUCUACAAAGCAUCCCAUCCUGCUUCCAGCUGAUCAACUUGCGACGCGGCGGAUUCUAUGGUAUUACCAUACGCGGAAACUCCACAUCAAGUCCGAAAGAUUGUUGACGGAGUUGCGUACACGUUACUGGAUAAUCACUGGACGCGACGUCGUCAAAUCAGUUGUCAACCCUUGCUGGCCUUGCAAACGUAGAUCGUCAAAGCCCGUUCCUCCGCUCAUGGCAUCACUACCAGUACAUCGGCUCACUCCCUAUCGUCCACCUUUUACCUACACUGGAGUCGAUUACUUCGGCUCCCUAACAGUACGAAUCGGUGGAAGAGGAUGUAGACACGAAAAACGCUGGGUGUGCUUGUUUACGUGCCUAACAACGAGAGCCGUUCACAUAGAAGUCUCCGAUGGACUCAGUCUAGAAGAAUUCAUGCUAUGUUUCACUUGA
Messenger RNA from Daphnia magna, 657 nucleotides. RefSeq lists its product as uncharacterized. Lineage: Eukaryota; Metazoa; Arthropoda; Branchiopoda; Diplostraca; Daphniidae. The transcript has a single exon. Gene Ontology annotation, molecular function: nucleic acid binding. The coding region runs from base 1 to 657 and encodes 218 amino acids. The record is from RefSeq and is a predicted model, not a curated record.